UACCUGUGUCCCUGACUACACAGAAGCCCCCAUGGCUGGUCAGAAGCCCCAUCUUGACCCGGAACAGAACUGGGCCAUCCCCCAAGACCCAGAGGUUAGCCAAGGACUUGCCCAUCUGAGACCAGAGGUGAUGCUGCAGGUCCCCUGUUUGAUACCAGAAUAACAGAAAACACCGAUGCAAGUUUCUCUGUGGAAGUUUCUGCAACUUACUUCUGGGGAUGAAGGGAAAUGGGGCCCACAGACUGGGUGGGGAACUCACAGCCACUAUGUACUGUUCCUUUUCACCCACUGCCCUGACGUUCAUUCAGCAUCUAGGACCAGCUAUUUGAUCUUGAGCGAAAGACCCAACCUCAGUCAGCCUGGGUGUCCUCCGUCUCAUACUGCUUUCCUCAGAGGGUUUCUGUGAGGAUUAAAUGAGGUGAUUCAUAUGAACUGAUCUGAAGAGUUCCUGGCACUGAGAAAAUACUCUGUAUUUCUGGACCCCAGUGAAAGAACGCAGCACACACUAGAUGCUCAAGAAUGGCUUCAUUUUCUUCAAGAUCUAGUUCUAGGCUUCCUGGUAGCCAUGGCAAAAAGGCAAAAACUCUCCUUUCCUUAGGCAGGUUCCUGACCUACAGCAGAGGAUGGGCCCCCAUGAGCUGCUCUGAUUUUACUGAAGAGCCAAGAGAAUGGGUUGGAAAGCUUAGAAAUGGAUUGGGUUUAUCAUUGAGGCUGCAGGAAUCUAGAUCCUGACAGCCAAAAUGUGAUUUUUCAAGGUCACUGAACGUCAAGGCACAGGAACCUGGCUCCUGAGACCUAAGUAGUUUAUGGAGGGGAGGGUGGAUUGGAAUUUGCAGAGACGAUCUCUUGACCCUGCAAGGCAGGAGUCCAGGAUCUUUGGGACUUUGGAGGACAUGACCUUGAGCAUCCAGAUUUGGGGAACAAGGAGGAGCAAUUACCAGCUCUGGCUGGGUCGCCACAACCUGUUUGAGGACGAAGACACAGCCCAGUUUGCCCAUGUCACUAAGGACUUUCCACACCCCGAUUUCAACCUGAGCCUCCUGAAGAACGACACCCUCCCCCUAGGGGAGGACUACAGCCAUGACAUAAUGCUGCUCCGCCUGGAGGGGCCCGUCCUGAUCACAGAGGAUGUGCAGGUCCUGCAGCUGCCCACCGAGGAACCCCAACUGGAGAGCACCUGCUAUGCCUCUGGCUGGGGCAGCGUCGAACCAGAUAAGUUCACUUACCCAGAUGAUCUCCAGUGUGUGGACCUUACUGUCCUGCGCAACGAGGUGUGUGCUAAUGCCCACCCGCAGAAGGUGACAGAGUUCAUGCUGUGUGCUGGACACCUGGAGGGCGGCAAGGACACCUGCGUGGGUGACUCAGGGGGCCCGCUGAUCUGCGAGGGUAUGUUUCAGGGAAUCACGUCAUGGGGCCACAUCCCGUGUGGUGCCCCCAAUAAGCCCUCCAUCUACACCAAAGUGAUUUCGUAUGUGGAUUGGAUCAAGAAGACCAUGGCUGACAACCCCUGAAUGCCCCCGCCCUGUCCCUUACCCCCAGUAAAAUCGAAUAUGCAU
Physeter macrocephalus (sperm whale) is the source of this 1556-nucleotide messenger RNA. RefSeq names its product kallikrein-1. NCBI's taxonomy places the organism in Eukaryota, Metazoa, Chordata, Mammalia, Artiodactyla, Physeteridae. The transcript is spliced from 4 exons. Gene Ontology annotation, biological process: zymogen activation; regulation of systemic arterial blood pressure. Gene Ontology annotation, cellular component: secretory granule. The coding region runs from base 807 to 1511 and encodes 234 amino acids. The record is from RefSeq and is a predicted model, not a curated record. Gene Ontology annotation, molecular function: serine-type endopeptidase activity.